Molecule: messenger RNA, 495 nt
Organism: Sclerotinia sclerotiorum 1980 UF-70
Lineage: Eukaryota; Fungi; Ascomycota; Leotiomycetes; Helotiales; Sclerotiniaceae
Exons: 4
Coding region: 1-495 (164 amino acids)
Biological process (GO): transmembrane transport
Molecular function (GO): transmembrane transporter activity
Source: RefSeq, a predicted model, not a curated record
AUGCAGAUGGUAGUGGUACUAGCUGGCGCCCUCUUCCUCAGCGAAACGUACUCGGACGCGCUGCUGGUCGCUAAAGCUCAUCGCCUUCGUCAAGAUAUUGGAAACUGGGCGCUGCAUUCCAGAAACAAAGAGCAAAGUUCCAGUCUUGGCGAAAUGGCAAAUAAAUUUUUGAUGCGACGCUUUCGUUUACUGGUAACCCCUAUUUGUUUUCUCAUGGUUUUGUAUUCGUUUGCUUAUGGUAUCCUCUAUUUGUAUCUAGCCGCGGUGCCUGUACAGUUUGGACCGGGAGGUGGUUAUCGACCGGUGACAUCGGAGCUCCCUUUUCUUGCACUUCUGCUAGGCACAAUCUUCAGCGGCACUGCAAAUACCAUAUUUGAAGCAAACGAAAAUCAACCAGUCCCCAAAGAUCAUCUUCCACCAAUGAUGAUCGGCAGUAUAUUCUUCGCUGCAGGUCUCUUCGUCUUCGGUUGGACAUCCCUAUCAAACAUCUACUAG